This is a messenger RNA of Vicugna pacos (alpaca), 2916 nucleotides long. It is a transcript of the gene GRK6, whose product is annotated as G protein-coupled receptor kinase 6. Lineage: Eukaryota; Metazoa; Chordata; Mammalia; Artiodactyla; Camelidae. The record is from RefSeq and is a predicted model, not a curated record. Gene Ontology annotation, cellular component: cytoplasm. Gene Ontology annotation, biological process: signal transduction; regulation of signal transduction; protein phosphorylation. Gene Ontology annotation, molecular function: ATP binding; G protein-coupled receptor kinase activity.
CCGAGCCGCGCCGAUUGCCAUCCGGCCCCGGCUCCCUCGCGCGAUCCCGGCCGGCGGCGCGGCCCGGCGGGCCCGGCGGCGCCGCAUCCCAUGGAGCUCGAGAACAUCGUAGCGAACACGGUGCUACUCAAGGCCCGGGAAGGUGGUGGCGGGAAUCGCAAAGGCAAAAGCAAAAAAUGGCGGCAGAUGCUGCAGUUCCCCCACAUCAGCCAGUGUGAAGAGCUGCGGCUCAGCCUCGAGCGUGACUACCACAGCCUGUGCGAGCGGCAGCCAAUCGGGCGCCUGCUGUUCCGGGAGUUCUGCGCCACGAGGCCUGAGCUGACCCGCUGCAUUGCCUUUCUGGAUGGGGUGGCUGAGUAUGAAGUGACCCCCGAUGAGAAACGGAAGGCAUGUGGGCGGCGGCUAAUGCAGAAUUUUCUGAGCCACACGGGUCCCGACCUCAUCCCUGAAGUCCCCCGGCAACUGGUAACUAAUUGUGCCCAGCGGCUGGAGCAGGGGCCCUGCAAAGACCUCUUCCAGGAGCUCACCCGGCUGACCCAUGAGUACCUGAGUGUGGCCCCCUUUGCCGACUACCUCGACAGCAUCUACUUCAACCGUUUCCUGCAGUGGAAGUGGCUGGAAAGGCAGCCAGUGACCAAAAACACCUUCAGGCAGUACCGAGUCCUGGGCAAAGGCGGCUUUGGGGAGGUAUGUGCCUGCCAGGUGCGGGCAACCGGCAAGAUGUACGCCUGCAAGAAGCUGGAGAAGAAGCGGAUCAAGAAGCGGAAAGGGGAGGCCAUGGCACUCAAUGAGAAGCAGAUCCUGGAGAAAGUGAACAGUAGGUUUGUAGUGAGCUUGGCCUACGCCUAUGAGACCAAGGACGCGCUGUGCCUGGUGCUGACACUGAUGAAUGGAGGUGACCUCAAGUUCCACAUCUACCACAUGGGCCAGGCCGGCUUCCCCGAGGCGCGGGCUGUCUUCUACGCAGCAGAGAUCUGCUGUGGCUUGGAGGACCUACACCGGGAACGCAUCGUGUACAGGGACCUGAAGCCAGAGAACAUCCUACUGGAUGACCACGGUCACAUCCGCAUCUCUGACCUGGGGCUGGCUGUGCACGUACCUGAGGGCCAGACAAUCAAAGGCCGUGUGGGCACCGUGGGCUACAUGGCCCCAGAAGUGGUGAAGAACGAACGGUACACGUUCAGCCCAGACUGGUGGGCGCUAGGCUGUCUCCUGUACGAGAUGAUCGCGGGCCAGUCGCCCUUCCAGCAGAGGAAAAAGAAAAUCAAGCGAGAGGAGGUGGAGCGGCUGGUGAAGGAGGUGCCCGAGGAGUACUCCGAGCACUUUUCCCCGCAGGCCCGCUCGCUAUGCUCCCAGCUCCUCUGCAAGGACCCUGCCGAGCGCCUCGGGUGUGGUGGGGGCGGCGCCCGCGAGGUGAAGGAGCACGCUCUCUUCAAGAAGCUGAACUUCAAGCGCCUGGGAGCCGGCAUGCUGGAACCACCCUUCAAGCCUGAUCCCCAGGCCAUUUACUGCAAGGAUGUUCUGGACAUCGAACAGUUCUCCACAGUUAAGGGUGUAGAGCUGGAGGCCACUGACCAGGACUUCUACCAGAAAUUUGCCACGGGCAGCGUGCCCAUCCCCUGGCAGAAUGAGAUGGUAGAGACCGAGUGCUUCCAGGAGCUGAAUGUCUUUGCGCUAGAUGGUUCGGUUACCCCAGACCUGGACUGGAAGGGCCAGCCGCCUGCGCCCCCCAAGAAGGGAUUGCUGCAGAGGCUCUUCAGUCGCCAGGACUGCUGUGGGAACUGCAGCGACAGUGACGAAGAGCUUCCCGCCCGCCUCGAGCUCCCCACCCGCCUCUAGCCCCCAGCCCGAGGCACCCCCGGGCAGCUGGCGGUAGCAGCUACUCCGAGCGCUGUUUACAGUUUUGCACAGUGGUCUUCCCCCUUGUCCACUCGAGUCGUGGUCUGGGGAACACAGCCGGAGCUGUCCCUGGUGCCCUCUGCCCUUCAGCCCCUAGUCUGGCUGAGUUUGGCAAGGCCUGGGCUGUCCCUGGGACAAAGGUGCGUCCCUUCAGCUCUUGUCUGUGGAGCUCGGGGCUUUCUGUAUUUAUGUCUUUGUACGAAUGUAUAUAGCAACCAGAGCGUUCUUAAGACCUACCCUGGAGCCGGCAGAGGGGCUGCUGCCAAACUCCAGGCUCCUAAGGCCCGGCCCGGAUGGGUGAGGCUGGGCCGGGCCAGGGUCCUGAGCCCCGAGCACUGUGCUUGCCACCGCCGACCUCCGAGUAAGACUCAUGCCUGCCCCUGCCGCCCUGGGCUCGGGCCGCCAUGUCUGGGGCCCAGUGCUGUCCCUUCUCAGCACUGGUCAGAGCUGGAUCUGGGGCCUCAGUGUCCCCUAGGCCUGUGCCAAAGUGUGACCAGAGAUUGGGCUGACCCUGGGACCCCUCAGUCCACUGCCCAGGCUGUCCCAGAGGGGUCUGCCUCUGCCUUCCAGCUUCCAGGGCACCUUGUCCCUCAUGCUGGGCCCCGUUCCUGAAGACACCUCUUGCAGAAACACCCCAGCCCAGGCCAUAGGAAGGGUGGGGGCAGGGGUGUCCCUGGUCAACCCUCAAACAUUCCAGACUCCCCUCAUAACAACAGACACAUGUGCCCAGCAAUAAUCCGCCCCUCCCUGUGUGUGCCUGUGGUGUGUGUGUGUGUGUGUGUGUGUGUGAGUGUGUGUGGUGUGUGAAGGGGGUAGGCUGAGGCUGUGUGCCUGUACCCGAGGCCCCAGCCCUGGCCCUUCCCAGACUGUGAUGGCCAUCCUGGUCCCAGUGUUAGGGUAGCUCGGGAAUACAGGGCCCCAGUUUUUCCAUAUUUAAAGCCAAUUUUUAUUACUCAUUUUGUCCAAUGUAAGCUGCCACGUGUCUCUAUGUGAAUACAGUCUGAGCACAAACCUGGC